Fraxinus pennsylvanica is the source of this 1572-nucleotide messenger RNA. Lineage: Eukaryota; Viridiplantae; Streptophyta; Magnoliopsida; Lamiales; Oleaceae. The record is from the annotation of a GenBank genome assembly.
AUGAUGCAAUCAGAGGGAAUUCCCCUCUCCUGGGGAACUUUUAACAUCACAUGCUCAAAACUUGAUCAAACCAGAUUUUAUGAUCCACAAAUUGACUUCUUCAUGGGGGAUGAUCCAGAUUUUUCCUCUUCAUUCGCUUCACCUAACGAAGCCUCUCUGAUUUUUUCAAACUCAAAUAUUCCAACCAUGUUUUCUGAUGAGUUCUUUGAUCUUCCGAACUUGGGUGAUAAAAUUCUGACCACUUCACCCAUGGAGGGAUUAGAAACUAUUUCAAGUGAACAAAUUACAGACAUCUGUGGAUGGAUCAAUGAAAGUGAUUAUGAAGGAAAUUUUUCAUCAUCAGUCUCCAUGUAUGUAGAAGAAUAUAAUCCCUGUUUUUCACUGGAAUCUAGUGAGAAUUCAGUGGUGUUUCCUUUAACGAACGGGUUAAAAACGUUGGCGGGAGACAUGGAAAUGAAUAACGAAUUGAGUCUCCGUCACCUAUCAAGGGCUUAUGGAGAGGCCACAGAGAAUGGACAGAAGGAGCUUGCACAGGUGAUUGUAAACUCCAUAGAGAAGAAGAGCAAUCCACUGGGCAAUACAAUGGAACGCUUAGCCUUCUAUUUAUUCCAGUCGAAAGAAAAUCAAGGCGACUACCUGAGACUAGAAUCAAUCAAGAAUUUUAGUGAAGCAUUCAAGGCCUUCUACCAAGGCCUCCCUUAUGGGAGAUUCGCUCAUUUCACUGCCAACUCGGCAAUCCUAGGAUCUAUGCCGAAUAAUGCAACAACAUUGCAUAUAGUAGACUUUGAUAUUGGAGAAGGGAUACAAUGGCCUCCAGUCAUUGAGGUCAUAAGUCGAACACAUAAAGCACUAAAAUUCACAUUGUUAAAAUCCGGUGAUGAAUGCAGCUCCCCUUGUCAGGACGUUGAGGGGACAAAAAAGCGACUCCAAGAUCAUGGAAGAGAAUUAGGUCUGAAACUACAAAUUGACGAAAAGAGUGUUUCAGAUCUAGCAAGUGAAUUAACCAGGAUGAAAAAAAGAGGACAAGGCAGAGAGUGGUUGGUGUUUAAUUGCAUGUUUAGAAUUCCGCACAUGGCUAGAACUAGGCGAAGGAACCAUGUCGAAGAGUUUCUAAAGGUAGCCAAGGAAAUACUAAGCAGCUAUGGAGCCUCUGCCGGAAUGAUGACUCUUGCUUAUGGAGAAACAGAGAUUUAUUCAAGAGCUUAUUCAGGUUAUAGUUCAUUCUUCGAUGAACUUUUGAAGCACUACCAAGCGCUGUUUGAAUCGUUAGAACAGAGUUUCCCAAUUCAUCUAGCAGAGGCAAGAACAGCCCUAGAUAGUCUUUUUCUAGCACCUUAUCUGAGCUCCCUUUCUUGGUUCCAAGACUGGGAGGAAUCAAAAGAAUGUUCUGAUCUUCGAUUAGAAACAGGAUUGGAGGGCAGGAAACUGAGCCAAGAAAGCUUAGUCGAAGCUAAACAGAUGGUGAACGGAAGAGAGAAUUCUUACAAGGUGAAGAUCAACGGACAGAGAGAAAAUGAGAUGGUGUUGGAAUGGAAGGGCACACCUAUGGUAAACGUUUCCACUUGGAUGUGA